UCAGCUCAGGAGGAAUAUGAUCCAGGAACAUCAGGGGCAACAAGGUUGAUGGUUUAUGGCGAAGUGUGAGCAAAGCAUCACGACUGUAUCGUGGACUGGUUCGAAGUUCCGGGUGCACUGAGGGGAGAAAGUGUCCACAACUCCAUCUUGUUGAAAGCAAAAUCGUCUGCAUUAGCUCUCAGCCUGAAGUGGCCGAAAGAUUCCAGGGUCAGCAGAACACAGUGUCGUUUUCGGGACACCACUGUGUUGGAGGAUUUAGCAGACAGUGGCGAAUCAAAGUGGCGACGUGAAUUUUUUGAGGCGAUUUAAUGAAUUCUGAAUUGGAGCGCAGAUUCGAUCAAGCUGGCAUGUCAACAGCUGCAAAGAGGGAGAAAGUGCUGGUGGAUUCUGCUAAGGGCAUUGUUUCCGAUGCUGACAUCAGUAACCUUCAGCUUCCGCAGAUGGACACUGCAUCCCUAGGCCUGCAACUGAGGAUGCUGGGUGGUCUCACCAAGCAACAAGCAUUCCACUCAGUCAAAGAGUGGAUUGCUCGAUUUGCGUCAUCUCUACAUCCACAAACGAGAGGGCUCUUCACCAAGGUGGAAAAGCUGAUCCACCUGUGCCUCUGUUUACCAGUGUCUACUGCUUGCUCAGAAAGGUCUUUCUCAGCUCUUCGCCGCCUGAAAACCUGGCUCCGUAGCACUGUAACUCAGAGUAGACUCACACACAUGGCCCUGCUUCACAUCCACAAGGACAUUUUGGAUGAUCUGAAUCUGAAUUCAGCGUCUCAUGGCAGAGUUUAUCACCCGAACACCAGAGCGCAAAUCUACGUUUGGUGUACCAAAUUCAUCGUAAGGUUCUAAACGCUCCAGGUGUAAAACUGAGAAAAGUUACCUUGGUGUCAGAGUACGCAUGCCUGUCAGGGACUUGUUAAGAAACAUACGCAUAGCGAAGGGAAUGGAUCCUAAGGAUAUCCAGAGAAUGUCUGCGAAGGCAUCAAAAGGAGACAAAAAACGUGUCAAGACGUCAGCAGAUCGAAGAAACAACCAGAAAAAACGUAACUCGGUGGCUCAGGAGGAAUUGUCCAUAAUAGUGGAGGUGUUGGAGGAAGACCUCAAAAAGAGCACGUCCACACACCAGCCCAAUAAAUUGGUCACCUCGGCCAACAGACCCGAGCACAAUCCACUGCCUGAAGAGUUCCUUCCCCAGACAUACUUUUGUGAGUUCAGUCAGAAAAUGGAGAUGGCCCCUUCUCCAGAGCCUACCUCGCCUCCCGCACCCUCCUCCCCGGACGGGUUCUUCUCCUUCCCAUGUGCAGAGUAUCGGAGGAGUUUUUCGGUCCUUGCCGACAGCUUCGGUGGCUACAGUAGUGACGACUCUGAAGACUUCCGUGCCAGUCCGCAGCAGUAUGUCGCUGACUCCCCCAGCUCAGGGGACUACCAGUUCCCCUCGUAUCAUGACUCCUGUCAGUCCAGCCCAGAAUCUGCAUGUGAUUUUGGUCUGGACUAUGCUGAGGGGUCGGCGAUAAGUCAGGAGUUCCACGGUUUCUCUCAGCAGGGUUCCUAUCAGCAGAAGGAGUGGUCCAAUGACUUCUUCUGGAACCAAGUUGAGAGGGAAGGGAACCUUCUGAAAAGGUUCUCCAACAGGGAGCUGCUGACACCUGACAGGAAUGGAAAAUUGUUGCUUCAUCGACUGGUCGAAGAGGGCAAGCGGGCACACGUGUACAUUAUUGCCAAAAGAAUGGCCGACCUGAAUCAACUGAACGCCAAGGAUCAGGAGGGGAAGACUGCUCUUCACAUGGCUGCACAGAAAAACCAGCAUGUGAUGGUAGCUGACCUGAUCAGUUUGGGUGCUAACAUCAACGAGAGGGACCUGUGUGGGAAGACGUGUCUCCAUCUCGGUGCAGAAAAUGGCUAUGUCAGGGUGCUAGAGGUCAUUAUGAACGCAAUGAGAGAUGGAGUGCAUGUGGAUUUGGAAGUCAAAGAUAUGAAUGGGCUGAGCAUCCUGCAGAGCACAGUGGUAUCCCUCAGUGGCAUGGUGCAGGAGGGCGAGAGCAGGGCCCUGCAGGGCCACGCCAGGCUCCACGCCCUGCGCAAGCAGCAGAUGAUGGAGACGCUCGAGUGCCUCCUGCAGAUGGAGAGUAACGUGCACAAUGUGGAGAUCUGCAUGACCUAGCUGUGGCCUGCCCGCCAUCACAUAUCUGUAGUUGUCAUGAACUUCACGUGUGUGUGUGUGUGUGUGUGUGUGAGCAUCUGCAGAAAGAAUGCAGUCCUGUUAACUGACGGUACAUGUUUCUGAGUGAGUACAAGCUUGAACCUGUCUCAGAAGAGUUCAGAGGAAGAAGAAGAAAAGCCAACAGUAGUUGGAAGGCCAGUUGUUUGUGUCGAGAGAGAGAGAGGAGCGUCUUCUUCUGGGCUUAAAGGUCAAAGCUAUGUAUUAUGCAGCCAGAGGGUAUUUGCAGAGUUCUGCGAUUAUCACUGAGGCUGCUCAUUAGCUGGUUUCUAUGGAAACUUAUCCUGUUUGUUCAAUUUUCUUGGUAUAUGAAGACACACAUGUGGAGUAUACUGUGUGAUCAGUCAAUGUGUAUAUAAUAUACACAAAUAUUAUUUGUGUAGCCUCCCACCGUGUCGCUGCCUUUAUGCAGGUAGUGAGGUAAUGUUAGGGAGUGCUGCGUGGCAUGCUCAUGUUUUUUACAUGUUACAUUGUAUUUUACUGUGGGCCCUAUUUUGGCGAUCUAAAACGCAUGGUCACUAGCGAAUAGCUUAAUUCAAUUUAGGGGUUUGUCCAGUCCACAUUGGGGGUGGUUUGGUUAUCAAACAUUAUCAAAAGUCGGGCGGAUGGCACAACAAGGCGGUUAUUAUGUUUCUUAAUCACUCUUGGGUUAAACCAAUGAGAAUGACACCUGUCAUUCCCUUUAACAGCACGCAGCGCAAUUCCAAACAGCGCAUCUGUAUUUUGCAGCGCAUUUGAAGGAAUCUGCUUGCACGUGAGACCGAAUGGAACAGAUAUUCCACUAAACCAUGCUAUACUAAAACCUAGCAGAGCAUAUAGCCUAUACGCAUCUGUUCUCGUUUAUCCUGCAGAGGAGUGGCUCGUACUCGUUACUGGCUAAGAGCGUCUUAAUGGUACUUCUCACUGAAGUUACCAGGGAAUUACAACUUGGAAUAUAAUUAUCCAACUUAGGUUCCCAUUCUUUAUCGUAUUUACUUGUGAUGAAUCAGAUUUUAGCAUGCAAAAUACUCUGACCUUUAUUUUUAUAGACUUUAUUUGUAUAUCAGUCAUUGCCAUGGACAUAGACUAUGUUAAUGUGACAGGUCAUGUUAGAUAUCAGUUUAGUGGUAUACGCAAGUAGGCUACAACCCUGGAUAUUUGAGGUAGGACAUGGAUUCGCUUAAAUAGAGGACAAAAUGGGACUGAAACCCCAGUGUGUGGUGUGCAGUGAAUUGCUGGCACAUGAGAGCAUGAAACCAAUAAAACAAAAAUGCUUCAUGGAAACUAAGUACCCCUGUUAAAAGCAAACCUGUCGAGUACUUUGAAAGGUGUUGAAGACGCACAAAUGUAAUUCCAAACAUCAGCAUGUUCCAAACAAGUAGGCCUACAGGCACUUUGCGUGUCUUACCAUGUAGCUCACCAUAUCUGUUGGCUUGAAAGCUAAAACAAAAUUGCGUCACGAUUAAAGUCGCGACUAAAUGGGAACAUGGGGAAAUUGUGGGUCCUAAAGCCAGACCAGUUAAGAACCACUGGUUUAGUCUGCUGUGUCAAAAUCUAAGCCUAUAUGUUAUUUAAGCCUACACAUUUCCUCACUUUCUUACGCGACCUCUUUCUUAUCUUCAAACGUCUUCUUAAGUGACACCCCGAAACACUAUUGCACAGGCAGCACACAGGACUCUCACAAGUAGCAAAGAACUGGCAUGACCAAUGUAGGAGUAAGUUAUUGCCCAAGCCUAAUAUGUUUAUAUAUCUUCCAACAAACAUAAAAACGGUGCAACAAUCUAAUGUUAAAUAAUUAUUAUUUAUGUCUCUGUGUGGCAUAUAGCCUACUUGGGAUGCUUACAUGCAGAUGUCAAAGUUUUUCUAUUUUUGUAUUGAUGUGAAUUAAUUAACUAUCAAAUUAGAGGAUAUUUCAGAACUAUUAACAUGGACAGCUCCCCUUAAGAGCAUCUUAAAAGCAGUGCACACGCGUUCACGCUAUGAGCGUGUUCGGAAUAAUGCGCUAGACCACACCUUCGGUUGUUAAUUGCCACACCCCUGAGCACAUUGUUCAAUAAAAGAGUGUAAGAUAGGAAUAAACUUUGCGUCAGGAUAAUAAUCCACUUUGCACCAGGUUUUGCGUCGCAAAAGUAGGGCCCUAUGACUUUGUAAUCUAUUAAUGGUGCAGUCUAUACUUCCAAUCCAAACUACGGAGUGCUCAUCACCAUGGUCUAAGUCAUCAAUGGAAAAAAAGAAAAGAAUUAAGGCACUUCUGUCAGAAUUAAGGCACUUCUUUAUUAAAUACUGGUGACAUGGCUGCAUGUUUCAAUCGUCCUCAUCAGGGCAUGACUUUUUGUCAAAUUGAGGAAUUUUUUCAUCACAGCCUUCUAGCUAUCAAUUGUGUCUAUGCCCAGAGAGGUGACUGCAUGCAGUCCUUGCUCUGUAAAAGUGACAUGGACCAAGCUAUAAACUAUUUUUGCUUCACGAGCAUAGAAGUGAUAUGUGAUAUGCUCAUCAGAAUUGCAGACUACACCUUUAAUGGAGUUAUUUAUAUAUGUAUAUGUAUAUAAUUUGGUGGAGGACCUCUGUAAGGAACCUUGUUUCAUUUUUUGAGUGAUAAUCAAUUCAGAAAAUAGUGAUUUAUUUCUAACUUCAGUUUGGUUUGAUGGGUU
Messenger RNA from Alosa sapidissima (American shad), 4841 nucleotides. RefSeq lists its product as uncharacterized. The transcript has 11 exons. Gene Ontology annotation, molecular function: POU domain binding; DNA binding. Gene Ontology annotation, cellular component: nucleus. Bases 892 to 2154 code for a protein of 420 amino acids. The record is from RefSeq and is a predicted model, not a curated record. NCBI's taxonomy places the organism in Eukaryota, Metazoa, Chordata, Actinopteri, Clupeiformes, Clupeidae. Gene Ontology annotation, biological process: regulation of gene expression.